Nezara viridula (southern green stink bug) is the source of this 1927-nucleotide messenger RNA. Lineage: Eukaryota; Metazoa; Arthropoda; Insecta; Hemiptera; Pentatomidae. The record is from the annotation of a GenBank genome assembly.
AUGAGCCAACUCGUCUUAUCUCUCUUCCUCCUCAUUUCUUCAAAAUGGCCGCCUCUCCUCUUUCUCAUAAAUCCUACCGGUUAUGGAAACCGAGCUCCACAAACUAAUGAGGGGAAAGUGGCGGUAAUCCUCUACGGAUUCCUGGGUUGUUCUGGAGGAAUAUUGUUCUUCAACCUGUUCCUGGAGAGGAUCAUCAGCCUCCUGGCCUACAUCCUGGGCUACCUCCACCUGAGGAAGCUGGAAAAGGAAGGCAGAGAUCUUCGGGAUGAAGACCCUCUGGAAGAUUGGAAACCGAACGUGUAUUUGGUCUUCCUGUGCCUUGUCGUGGCGUCUCUCAUAAUCGGCAUCUCGGCUUCAGUCACUUUCUCAUUCCUGGAAGGCUGGAGCUUCCUGGAGUCUAUAUAUUUCUGUUUCGUGUCGUUUUCUACCAUCGGCUUUGGAGAUUACGUCACAACUCAACAGGUGGCCUAUCCCAAUCUGUCGCUCUACAGGUUUGUCAACUUCGUCUUCAUCGCAAUGGGGUGUUGUUGCAUUUAUUCUCUCUUUAAUGUGACAUCCAUCGUCAUCAAGGAGGGCCUCAACUGGAUUCUGAUAAGACUCGACUGCCACGGCUGUGGGAGAGCGUCAGACAAAGCUACCAGGAUGCUCCGAAGGCAUUCGUUGAAAAUCCAGCAGAGGGCGAGGAGAAGAUCGAGUUUUUCACUGCCCAAGAAUUUCAGGAAGCGUUCGGAUUCUGGAGUAAGCAAUACGGAUUCCAACGGUAGGCGCUUGUCUGGAGAAAUAUCCAUGAAGGAACUGCUCUAUGGCAACAAGGUGUCCCUCGCUGUGAUGCAGAAGCAGCUAUACGAAGCGGCCAUGAUGCAGAAAGGAUACUAUACUCAGGAGGAGGAGAAAGACAGGUUCUCUCCAGGAAUGGUAGGACCCCUGGCCAUCAUCUCGAACAAGCUGGAGAAGUAAGAAAGGUGUCUCCAAACCUUUGUUAAUCGUCUAUGGCCGUCAUUCGGUCGGUCUUCAACGGUUGUCCACGAGUCGCUCAUUGGCGCCAAUCUGGAAGUUCGAUCCUCUGUCGUUGAGAUUAAGUAGAUGUAGAUGUAAAAGCUGUCUUAACUUUUUAUGUAACAAUAUUUCAUUCAUGUUCAGGAAUGUUUCAUUCUUUGAUGUAACAAUAUGUCAUUCAUGUUCAAGAAUGUUCCAUUCUUUGAUGUAACAAUAUUUCAUUCAUGUUCAAGAAUGUUUCAUUCUUUAAUGUAAAAAUAUUUCAUUCAAUGGCCUUUGAUGAAAGGUUGAGGAACUAGUUUCUUUUCGCUACUCAAAGAUGGUGCUAGGUUUCAACAUCACCCAGAGCCCACUACUCCUAGGUUCCCGAAAAUACCCGAAUGUGUCCAAAACAAGUCGGAUCCUACUAAUCCCCAACUCUUGUUUGAAAAUUUCAUGUCAGGGAAAUAUUUACUCAGUUAUAAUAGUAGAUAAUAAUUGUUAAAAUAUUCAAAUAAACAUAUUUUUUUAGAAUUCUGAUCUGAUAGUUAUUCUCUUCUACCUGCCACCAUCUUGGAGAAUCCAAAGUGAACUAGUACUGAGCCAUUUAUUUUAUUUAUUUAUUUUUUAAUAAUAAUAAAUAAAGUUUUAAAAAUAUAUAAAUUAGUUAAAUUAAGGGAACAGAGAUACAGAGUAUUAUUUAAAGGUAUUUUUUACAUUUCAUGAACUAUGGGAAACACAAAUGUCUAAAUCGGUUGUUUCUUUAAGUGUUUUUGUUUCUUGUUUGUGUUUUAUCCGUGGACAUUGAGCCAUUUUCAAGUCUUAAAUGUUUCAAAUCCCUUAAUUUCUUAAGUAAAAUAAUUAAGAUUUGAAUACAUAAUUUGAGAGCCGAUACAGAAAACUAUUAAUAUAAGAACAAGGAAAAUAUGAUAACAAAAAAUUUAUAUGAUGA